Messenger RNA from Epithele typhae, 1608 nucleotides. RefSeq names its product Metallo-dependent hydrolase. The record is from RefSeq and is a predicted model, not a curated record. The transcript has 9 exons. Lineage: Eukaryota; Fungi; Basidiomycota; Agaricomycetes; Polyporales; Epitheliaceae. Gene Ontology annotation, molecular function: adenosine deaminase activity. Gene Ontology annotation, biological process: adenosine catabolic process; inosine biosynthetic process. Bases 1 to 1608 code for a protein of 535 amino acids.
AUGCCAACGGAAGCCUACCUCAGGAAACGCGAGAAGCUCAUCAAGAAGGAUAGGGCCCUGCGUCCGGACACGGUUACCUCUCAGAGCCUCACCCCAGAUGAACGCUGCGCGGAUGAGAUCCUCAGGAGCAUGCGGGCAGCGGAGGCGGAGUCAGUCUGGGGCUUGGACAGCAAGUCCAACCAUCCGCACGGAUCUCAGCAGAUGUUCCCAGGGAUGGAGUUCUUAACCGCUCAGGAGACGAUCAUCGGCACGAAGGUUUUCGACAUCAUCAGCAAGAUGCCCAAGGGAGGGCUGCUCCAUGCGCACCUGGGCGCGACCGUACGGACAGACGUUCUCCUGAAGCUCGGUCUUCGGCAGCCUGCUAUGCAUGUCCGCAUUUUCAGCGCCCUCACCCCCAGCAACCUCAAGACCGUGCUCCCUCAAUUCCGCCUCCUCCCACAGUCCCAGCGGACUCGGAUUGCAAGCAUCACGGACGCGCAAUACGUUUUAGGGUCGUGGGUCCCCAUCCAGAACGCGCGCAACAACUUCGACCAGACUCUUGGAGGUCCCCCGGGCUUCGACAGGUGGGUGAAUGGCUCUCAGAUGAUCGACCCCUCGGAAGCAUACCGUACGCACAACACCGGGGCACAGAUAUGGGAUAGGUUCGAAAAGGUUCUCGACGUAUCCUGGGGUAUCAUCUUCAAUCUGCCAGUUUUUACGGAAUACAUACGAGAGCUGCUCUUAUCUUCCAUUGACGAUGGAAUCUCGUAUGUCGAGCCACGUGUGAAUUUCUGGGACAAGUAUAUGCGCGGCGAAGACGGCGAAGAAAAUCUGCCUCACCGAGUUUGGGUCCAGGUUUUUGAACGUGUCGUGGAUGAAGUCCGCACACAGAUGCACGCUCAAGGUCGCGACGACGAGUUCAUCGGCGCGCGCAUCAUCUACUGCACCCUCCGCAUAUGCGAACCAGCGGAGCUCGACUGGUUCUUGGAUGACUGCUUCGCGCUCGCCCAGGAGUUCCCCCAUCUCAUCGCCGGCUUCGACCUUGUCGGCCGUGAAGACUCGCUGAAGCCCCUCAUCUACUACUACGAGCCUCUCACCAGAUUCGUGGAGAGGCAAAAGGAAACAGGCGUCCAUGUCCCGUUCAUCUUCCAUGCCGGGGAAACGUGCGGAGAUGGUUCACCGGCUGACCUCAACUUGUACGACGCCAUCCUGCUAGGCACGAAGCGCAUCGGCCAUGGAUUGUCCAUUUACAAGCAUCCGAGUCUUAUGGAGAUGUGUAAGGAGAAGGGUAUUUGCAUCGAGAUGUGCCCUAUCUCGAACGAGAUUCUGCGGUUCACGGGCUCUAUGCCCAUGCAUCCACUCCCUGCUGUCCUCAACCAUGGUGUACACGUCGUGCUGUGCUCUGACGACCCAGCGGUAUUUGGCAACAUGGGGCUGUCGUUUGACUUCUUCCAGGUGUUCAUGGCUAGUGAAGUCGCAGGUGUUGCGACGCUGCGGUCCUUCGUGUGGGACAGUAUCACGUUCUCGAGCCUCGACGACACGGAGAAGGAAGAGGCAUACGAGAAGCUGGAACGCCGCUGGGCGUUAUUCGUCCGCUACAUCAUCGAUACGUAUGAAUCCACUGUGUGA